This is a messenger RNA of Saccostrea cuccullata (small rock oyster), 958 nucleotides long. Its product is annotated as deoxynucleotidyltransferase terminal-interacting protein 2-like. Gene Ontology annotation, biological process: RNA processing. The record is from RefSeq and is a predicted model, not a curated record. Lineage: Eukaryota; Metazoa; Mollusca; Bivalvia; Ostreida; Ostreidae. The transcript has 5 exons. The coding region runs from base 41 to 943 and encodes 300 amino acids. Gene Ontology annotation, cellular component: nucleolus. Gene Ontology annotation, molecular function: RNA binding.
GGUGUUCCUCGGCAUUUCCGGUUGUGUAAAACGUGAUAGGAUGAUAGGAUCAUAUUUUGAGAUGAAACACAAGUCGAAAACAUGUUCUUCCUCAUCUGAAGACGAUAGUUCUUCUGACGAAGAACUAAAAGAAGUAGCUCUAACUUUGAGUGAAAGUAUUUCUCAACAAUUAUCUAAAAGACAGGAACAAUCCUCUAAAGUUGACAAUUCCAUAUUUGUUUUGGACAAAAGGCCUGGCAAUGUUUCACCUCACCUUUCGCCGGAGAAAAAUGAAGGAGAGGAAAAAUUAAACGAAAAUUCAAAGAGUAAAGCUACUAAGAAAAGGAAGAAAAAGAACUAUGAUGGUUUAUCAUCAUAUAUUCAUUCCAACAUAAAUCUCAUGGAUCCCACUUCUUCCACUCUUGUAACUUCACAAAAGAAGGGAAAGAAUAAAGAGAAAGAUGCCAACAAGAGUGACAGAGCUGUAGAAGAAAUUAUGAAAAAGAGUGUCAUUAAGCCAGAUUUUGAAAAGCAGGACUCACUUGAACCAUAUGAGGAAAGUCUUCGGAAAUUAAAACAAAAAAGGAAGAAAGAUCGCGAGAUGUCUAAAGGCAAGGGAUGGUUUGGCAUGAGAGCCCCAGAAAUGACUGAUGAGGCUAAAAUGAAUUUAGAGGUGCUGAAAAUGAGAAAAGCGCUGGAUCCCAAAAGAUUCUACAAGGGCAAUGAUAUGAAAGGCAUACCCAAGUUCUUUCAGUUUGGAAAAGUUGUUGAAUCAGCAGCUGAUUUCUACCACUCCAGAGUGCCAAAGAAGAAACGAAAAGCUAAUCUGGUACAGGAGCUGAUAGCUGACGCAGAGUUCAGGAAAUUCAAUAAAAGGAAAUAUGUGGAGAUCCAAGAAGCCAAAAUGAAAGGAGAUGGGCCAUAUAAACGAAUGAAAAGACCAGUCAAGAAGAAGAAAAAAUAAAUUUUAUUCUUAGUA